Molecule: messenger RNA, 768 nt
Organism: Brassica napus (rape)
Lineage: Eukaryota; Viridiplantae; Streptophyta; Magnoliopsida; Brassicales; Brassicaceae
Exons: 1
Coding region: 168-671 (167 amino acids)
Source: RefSeq, a predicted model, not a curated record
AUAAAAAGAAUUUUGCAAUUAUGAGCUAAAUACACACUUGGAUGGUAUCAUUCAUACACGGUGAAUGACUCACAUCCAAUCAAUAAUUAUUCAGAAAAUACAAAGAAAGUAAACGUUUCUCUAUUAUAAGCCAAAGAUAAUGACAAAUGUCUACAUUAUAGACAUCAAUGAUUACAUUAGACCUCAUAUUUACACACAAACCCACUCAGCCACAAACACAAGAGAAGACUAUGGAGAUACCGUCAACAUCUCCGGCGACUCCACUCCGCCGUAGAAACUCCAUUUCCACGACGACACCUGCGAUCACCACCUUAGAAACUCCAUCUCCGUCGUUCCAUUUCGAGCUCAUCUCGCUGAAACCACCCUCUUACACAUCCCUCAGAGAUAUCAUCUCAUCUCCGAGUAACUCCUCCGUCAACUUACCGUCUAUUAACGGUAGCAGCUCUCCUGUUUUAUCCACCGUGGGAGAUAUCUCGAUACGCAACCCACUCGUUAAGCAAGCCGCUUGGUCUUAUCUCCAGCCAACGGCGUUGACUUCAUCGGAUGACUCGCCUGGGUGUUCUCAGUUCCUCCGCCGCGUAUGGCUCCACUUCUCCGCCGGGAUACAGUUCUUGAAACGUAUGUUUGACUGGAUUGUCCGAUCAAUCUGUAUUCCUCAGAUUGUUAAGUAGCUUGCCCUAUACGUUUGAACACAAGUGUUUGUAUACAAUAAAGUGUUACCAGAAUCCAAAAAUAUUAUCAAGAAAAGAGUUUUUGAUUUCUUGAAUU